Messenger RNA from Colletotrichum acutatum, 519 nucleotides. RefSeq lists its product as uncharacterized. Bases 1 to 519 code for a protein of 172 amino acids. The record is from RefSeq and is a predicted model, not a curated record. Lineage: Eukaryota; Fungi; Ascomycota; Sordariomycetes; Glomerellales; Glomerellaceae. The transcript has a single exon.
AUGCAGCUCACCUCAAUCCUCAUCACCGCCCUCGCAGGCCUCGCAACAGCCCGCUCAACCCCCUCCGAACGCCGCCAAACCUCCACCCCAGGCUGCCGCCUCGUCGCGCCCACAGACCUAAACUUUGGCGUCGCCGACCUCCGCUCCGGCACCGUCGUCACCAAAGCCCUCACCUUCCCCGUCGGUCCCACCACCGCCGGACCCUGCCAGCUCGUCGGCGCCUUCCGCCAGGGCUUCCCCAUCGACCAGGGCGGCGACGCUUUCGCCCGCCUCGACGUGCGCGCGCUGGACGGUCCCGCUGCGGGCAGCUUGGUCGGCAGCUUUGGGCCGCUCGAGGUGGCGAAUGAUGCUGUCGUGAAGGAUACCGUGCAGGUCGUCAACAGCUUCUCGUGCCGUGAGAGUUUGAGCUUCGAGUUUGCUAUUGCGAAUGAUGCGGAUGUUGACGUUGAUAUCAAUGUUGCGUUCACGGCUUCUGAGCUUGGCGGGUUCUUCGUGCAGGUUGGGGACCAGUGCAAUUGA